Molecule: messenger RNA, 4480 nt
Organism: Symbiodinium necroappetens
Lineage: Eukaryota; Dinophyceae; Suessiales; Symbiodiniaceae
Source: the annotation of a GenBank genome assembly
GGCCACUGAAGAAGCUCGGCUCAAGAAGGAGUACUCACUUCGGCUCGCCGCGGUCAUACAGGAGGCCAAGCUGCCAGUGUGCAAGGUCUUAGCGGGUGUCAGUGAUGCAGAGGAGGCUUGGGCUCGCUUGUUCGGUACGCGCCGAUCCAAGACACUCCGUAAUCGCUACCGCUCUUGGGAUAAGUUCCGGGAGUGGCUUAUCUUCAGCCGAGGGAGGUUUUACCCGGAGGGGGUUGCAGAUGUUCUUGAUUUCGCAGCCGAGAGGUUUCGCGAGGGCUGUGGCAAGACGGUGCUAGACAGUUUUCAGGCGGCAUUGAGUGUCGUCGAGACGGUAGGUCGUGUGCCGGAGUCUUGCCAGAUAUCGCAGGACCCCACUUGGCAGGCACAGCUCAAGAGUUACACAGCCGACCUGAAGUCGGCCGCACCUCCGGAGCAGCCGGCUAGCAUGUUCACCACUGCCAUACUUGUGUCGCUUGAGAUCUUCAUUUGCACUCGGGGCCUGCCAGCUUACCUCAGGGCAUUGGGGUUCGUCUGCUUGCUUAUGGUGUGGGGUUCUCUCCGUGCGGACGAUGUUCAGGGGCUGCUGCCUCAGACCAUGACAUUGGAUGAGCGCGGGCUCUCCAUCGAGCUCGCCAGGUCAAAGACGACGGGCCCCGACAAGAGGACGCAUACGGUCAAGGUCUUCGUAGAAAGGCAUGUUUCUCUUACAGGGCAUGAUUGGCUUAAAUGCGGUUUUGAUCUUUGGAGAAACUACGACUUCCAAAGGGACUAUUUGGUCAUGAAGGCCAGCGAGGAUUUCACUGAACCGGUUGAGAGGCAAGUCACUUCUGCUACCGUUGCUCUUUACGUCCGCAAAGUCUUGAGUGAGCUCAAGACCCCGAAACGAGAAGGAGGCGCGUGGAAGACCAAUGAUCAGCGCCCUUUGUUGCCAGGCUUCCUCGCAAGCCACUUCACAGGACAUUCAGCAAGGAAUUAUCUCAGUUCUGUGGGGGCGGCAAUAGGAGAGGACCCCCGGGAACUAGAUUAUUUGGGCCGUUGGAAGGUCGGGGGGGAAGGUUCUGCGACCUACGUUCGUACAUCAAGGCAGGUUGUUCAUCGCUUGCAAUUGCAUAUCGCUCGAGCACUUGUGAUGGGGCAGCCAAAGCACUAUGUUGAGCUAGAUGCCAUCAAAGCCCUGACAGAUUAUGCGGCCCGUGCAGGCGAGAGUGAGUCUCAGAUCCGCCGCAGGCACAGUAUCCUUGAGGGAUCAAAGGGGAUAGGAGGGCCGUGGCCCACAUUGGAGUUCCCAGAAGCUCCAGCGGCACCACCGUCGCCGGGAGCUCAGGAGGUUGCCGCGGCCCGGCGCGGACAGUACUUCGUGGUCACUUCGCGCACCACGGGAUUGAAGCGUCUUCACAUGGUCGGCUGCUAUGUGAAGCCCGAGAAUUGCUAUAAUGUGAAUUUUGUAGACUAUGUCAACGCAGAGGACGUAGACUCCAUUUGCAAGGAUUGCAAGGCUAGGAUGAAGGCUCAGGCCGGUCAAGAGGAUUCAGAUCCCUCCAGCAGCGAGUCAGACAGCGCCUCAGGGCAUUUGCGCGGAGUAGACAUUGUCCUUCAUACGGCUGUGAGCCUCAGGGCGGCUAUCGAGCUCAGGAAACGCGCGUGUGGUAGUGGUGCAAAACUGGCACCUGGAGCCAUGGCAGCGGUUACUGAUGCUGCAAAGCGUGAGCUUGUGACGAGUGCAGACAGCGACCUACAGUUUGUGUUGGGUGAAGCGGCCCUUUCCUUGGAUGCUCAGUACAGGGUCGUGCAAAGGCAUACCACUUUGCGAAGGUUCCAAGCAAUAGCGGAUACGAGAGCAGAAGCCCGCGCGGCGGGCAAAGCAGACUUCGGGUUAGCAGAUGACACGCCGGAAGGCCGCCAACAGAUCGCGGGGAUAGUGGCCGCAUGGGAGCUCGCACGGGAUGUCAUCAGCAAAGAAACCGAGACGCGGGCUGAGGCGAAAGUGCUUGGGCAACCGCGCAUCCUUCAGGUGACCGAGAGGCAAGCAAUGCUCAAGGCAGUGGUUGCAGUUUAUGGGCAGUUGGGUGAAUCCGAGACCCCUUCACCAGAGUACUUGGCAAUCAAGUGUGAGGAAUGCGAAUCUAACGAGCCUCAUGCAUCGACUUUGGAUGCCAUUACUUCGAAGAAGAGCACACUUACCACCAGCAUUCAAUCCACAUUGGAUGCGUCCGGUCGCAUUCACAUCACCCAGCAGAAGGCGAAGAGCGAGCUGCCCACAACAACCGAAGCCUAUCGCAAGGUUCUCAGGGUUGAGGCUUUUACAUGGCUUUGUAUGGCAUCCCGCUUCAAAUCCAAGCAGUGGCUUCAGGACUAUGAGGGUCCGCCAAGGCUUGUCAACGAGGAGGGCUACACGCUCUCAGCUGCCCUUGCUUAUGUGAUUACCUCAGCUGAGCUCAAAGAAACAUACUUCACUACCCCGCUGGCUCUUUCGGUCAUUGAGCGUCCGCGUAAGUGGCAAAAGGGAAAGGGCAAGGAUUGGAAAGGCGGGGGAAAGGAUGGAAAGGGAGGCAAGGGUGGAAAGGAUGGAAAGGGCGGGAAAGGCGGCAAAGGUGCCGCUGAUCACUCAGCUCGUGAACACAAGCAGAAGGUUGGCAAGGCCAAGGAGUUUGCAUGUGCUUUACAUCUUCGCUGGCCCCCAUCGCAAAGGUCUUCGGAACAUGAUCUGAGCAAAGAGGGGCUGUGGCAACAUGUAUUUCAACUUCUUGGUGAAGGGGAGUGGAUCCUCAUCGCCUCACCUCCUUGUGUCGAGCAGGCAAACUAUUUCAUUGACCAGACCGUCACGGCUUGUCAACUUGCAUGGCAAUAUUUUCUUGAGCAUCCAGAGGUGGCGACUAAGGCCGUCACUUUUGCUGUGUUCCAAUGCGCUUUCGAAGUGCUGGCCGGCCGACAAGGCCGUGUGUGGGCCACAGGGGGGUUCGAGUCGGCAUCGCACAGCUCCGAGGCGAAAGGCGGUUGGUUCUUCCGGGCAGUCCGAGGCGGCAUCAUCGGCCCACGCGCGGCAGGAGGUGAACCGAUGGCGGUUUCAGAUCCGCCAGCCGCUCCUCCCCCACGAGACGCCGCCGCGAGCCUCGAUGAGCUCCAACUUCGCACCGAGACUGCUUGCCGCAAGAAUCCACUGGCUACUGAAGCCAUCGCUUCCUUUGUGCGAAAGCACAUGCCGGGCCAUCCAUUCACCACGGUCAGCUUGUAUUUUAACACCGGUACGGAGCCCCACCGGGACAGCCGGAACGCGCACAUUCCUAAUGGCAUCAUCGCCCUUUCAGAUUUCAAAGGGGGUGAAGUCUGGGUUGAGUGCGAGGGCGGACCUUCGGUUCAAGUGAUUGACGGCAAACGAAUGGCAGGCCAGAUCAUGCCGAUCACGGCGGAGCCAACAUACAUCCACGCUUAUCGCGAUCUUCACUUCACUCUUCCUUGGCGGGGCAAAAGACUUGUGAUCAUCGCCUUCAGCGUGCCAGAGCAUGAACAAGCGGUGCCAGAAGAUCUGGCCAUCCUUAGGGAGUUAGGCUUUCUCUUACCGGGUGAUCCCCCCUCCAACACCGUAGACGGGGCUGAGGCUGCCUCAGAGGCAGAAGCCAGUAGCAGUAGCGGGGAGGAUGCCAUAGGAAGGGUCAUUCCCGAUGCUCGUCGCACGGCCAUGGAGCUGGCGUUGGGAAGGCUACGAGAAUCACCUUUCACACCGGAAUUGCUUGAGGGCCUUAGGGUUGAGUGGUUUGGUUGUUUAGAAACGGCACUGGGCCGCAGCGGCUCCAACCUUCGGGAAGUUCCAGACAACCAGCCUUUCUUUCUUCAUGCCCUCUCAUGCACGGCCCAGCUCCUUGAGGACCCCGAUUGGGAGGCCAUCGCAUGCCAGGAUGAUUCCUAUGUCACCGGUGUGGCUAUCGGCUUUGACGAACCGGCUCCCCAUCUGCCCCAGGUUUAUGACCUUAAAUGUAAGUCCCGUAAGCUAGAUGAGUCGGAUGUCGAUUGGCAUCGUGAGAACUACUCCUCCGCGAAGGAGACGGCAGACCAACUUGAAAAGAAGUUCAAGGAGGAGGAAGCCUUGGGGCGGAUGGCUCCAUCUACGCUUCCUGUGCUUGAGCAGAAGUAUGGGAAAGACAGGGUUAACAAUAACAUAAAAUUGCUUAACCAGCAGGUGAACCCCGGACCUAGAGAAGUGGUCCACUUGGUACGCAGUGCCAAGCAGAGUCAGGAAGCUACCUUUUGCAUCACAGGAGACGUGACUGCAGCUCACCGCCUUUUCUUGGUGCGGGAAAUGGAUUGGCCAUUGCUCUGCUGCAAGGUGGACAACAGUUCACCUGUAGUUUGGUACAAUCGAGUGGGGACCUUCGGGAUCAGCUCCUCGGCUUUCUUGUGGUCACGCCUCUUCGGGAUCAUAGGUAGAUGUGCAGCCCGAUUUCUCUUGACGCUUUGGUUUUACCACUUAGUCUUUGUGGAUGAC